AUGUCGGCUUCCUCUUCCACCACAAUCUCAACACCAGCUCAGAAUGCUCGACCCGACAAGACCAACAAGCCAAGCAAGAUCGUCGUGUUCAAGGUCUCUCCUGAGAAGCUCGGUCGCUUCAUGCCAAAACCAACCCAGCGAAAGAACUCGAAAGCAAAAUCGACACCAUCCUCAGUCUCAACACCAACAAGUGCCCCAGCUGCCGCUUCCGCUCUAGCUCCUGCGUCUUCACCUAAUGGCGAUGCCUCAGAAAGUAAUUCCACCCCAGUACCUGGUGCCACGGAAGCACCAAAGAAAAAAGGCACUGGUGCAAGAGCCGGUACGAAAAGAGCGUUAGAUGGUGCCGCUAAAUCUCGAGGCAAACCAGGGCCGAAGAAGAAGCCUAGACUUGAGGACGGGACUAUCGACCACGCUGGCAAGCCAAUUGGUGGUGGUGGUGGGGGUGGGGGUGCUGUCACUAAUGGCACUCACAAACUUGGACCUAAAGCCAACCAGGGUGCCAUAAAUGCUGGGCUGCGAGCUCUCGACCGAUCCGGGAAACCAUGUCGAAAGUGGGAACGUAAGCCAAUUCAACUCAAGAGUUUUACCGGGGUUGUGUGGGAAUUACCAUCGUGGCGAGCUCCCAAGUCAAAAUUGCCAAAGGAAGAAAGCCAGGAGAGCAAAGAUGCCUCACAGCCGAGUGGCAGCAAAGCCAACGACAGCAGCACAGCAAUGGAUAGUGAAAAGAGCAAUGCUGGUGAGAAUGGAACACGGCUUGUGAUGGAGUCAACACCAGCCGCCAGCUCUCCUGUCCCAGCUCCUCUGCUAGCUCCUGUCGCUGCAACUGGAUGA
Endocarpon pusillum Z07020 is the source of this 831-nucleotide messenger RNA. RefSeq lists its product as uncharacterized. Gene Ontology annotation, cellular component: Ino80 complex. The record is from RefSeq and is a predicted model, not a curated record. The transcript has 2 exons. The coding region runs from base 1 to 831 and encodes 276 amino acids. Gene Ontology annotation, biological process: chromatin remodeling. NCBI's taxonomy places the organism in Eukaryota, Fungi, Ascomycota, Eurotiomycetes, Verrucariales, Verrucariaceae.